UCAGUAAAAGUCAGAAAGGUUGUAAACAAAGCUGAAAUCUUUUACUUUUCAUUUGCCGAGUAAAAAUCCAAAAUGGGUGAAAUACACACCGGGGAUAUGUCUCAAAUUGAAAGAUGUCGAACUAUAAAGUUCAAAAUCGGGAAAAUGCGAGUCAAUUUUAAUCCCGUUGUGACUAUUUUCUCUGCCAUUAUAAUUUGGAGUCUUGUCUUAUUCUGUCUUGUAAAGACAGAUCUGGCAGCAAAAGAAAUGCCCACAUGGGCAAAGUGGGUGACAGAUAAGUGGACCUGGCUCUACAUCGGGACCCAAGACGUCUGGGCUGUGUUCAUUCUCGUUCUGUUCUUCUCCAAGUAUUCUAACCUAAAACUUGGGAAGACAGACGACGAGGAGCCGGAAUUCAAUGAUGGUUCGUACUUUAGUAUGCUGUUCGCUGCUGGAAUCGGCGUUGGAUUAUUUUACUUUGGCGUAGCAGAACCUGUGUUGCACUACGAGCCUGGCAGCAAAUGGGGGAACCGCUAUCAAGGAAGGUACUCCGACAACCAGCGCGCCCAGGACGCCAUCAACGUGACCUUGUUUCACUGGGGAAUCCACGGCUGGAUCGUCUACACCAUGAUUGGUCUGUUGUUGGGCUUCCUGUCUUAUCGCUACGACAUGCCCAUGACCAUGCGCACGUGCUUCUACCCGUUGCUAGGCGACAAGAUCUACGGCACCUUCGGCGACCUGAUCGAUAUCCUGUCGGUGGUGUGCACCAUGUUCGGCGUUUGUACGAGUCUCGGCGCCGGAGCGAUCCAACUUAACGAUGGACUUAACAGACUAAACAGCGCCAUCGAAGAAUCGAAGAUGAACCAGGUGAUUAUCAUCUGGGUGAUCACCGCCCUAGCGACAGUAUCUGUGAUCAGCGGCCUUAAAGUCGGGAUCAGACGUCUCAGCGAGAUCUGUUUUUCCGUCGGCAUGUUCAUCUUCUUGGUCGUCUUCUUCUACGACGACACUUGGUACCUCCUGAACGUGUUCGUCCAGAGCAUCGGCUACUACCUGCAGUGGAUCGUGCAGAUUGGCUUCCACACCGACGCCUUCGCGCAGAUGGGGAAUGCCCCGGAUGGGAAAGAGGCUCCUGAAUGGAUGAGUGAAUGGACCAUCUUCUACUGGGGCUGGUGGAUCGCGUGGGCUCCCUUCGUGGGCGUGUUUAUCGCGCGUAUCUCGCGUGGACGGACCAUCAAGCAGUUCAUCACCUACACCCUGACCGUCCCCGUCGUGUAUUGCAUCAUGUGGUUCUCCGUGUUUGGUGCGAUUGGAAUCAAAAUGGAGCGCGAAGCGAUAAACGCCGGGAUCGAGUGUAACUCUACUCUUGGAGGAAGAGAUUCUCUCCAGUCCCUAAAUGGCAUAUAUCGUCUCUCUUGUCGACCCUCGACCCGCAUGUGGUUUGACGUAAUGGAACAGUACGAAGGGAUCGGAUCCUUUAUGUCAGGGCUUUCCAUCGUCGGCCUCGUCCUCUACUUCGUCACCAGCUCCGACAGCGGUUCUCUCGUGAUUGACAGCCUCUCAGCCAAUGGCCAUCCAGACCCACCGGUGCUGCAGCGAGUGUUCUGGGCUCUGACGGAAGGCGCUUGUGCCACGGGCUUGCUGUGGACGGGCGGAUCAAAGGCGUUGAGCGCUCUUCAAGCAGCUUCGAUAUCAUCUGGUCUAUUCUACACCGUAAUCCUCAACUUUGUCUGCGUCGCAAUUUGGCGCGCCGUCAAGUAUGACACAGGGGACCUUGACAUGAGCGGGCCAUUAUUUAGUAUGGGCAUCUUUGAUAUCUUCUACAAACCAUCAUACAAACGGCUCAGGAACCUGGUGAUUGCAAUGACCGCCCCUUGGUACCUCAUGGGAAAAGCGGCGGGGAAAGUUAACAAUGGCGGCAAGCGUACAGCUAUGAUCACCCUUGGACUCACUUUCUACACCGCUGUUGGGCUUCAAAUACUCCAUUUCUUCCGUCCAGGGACCGCGUACCUCGGAGCUGCUCUCAUCGUUGGCUUCUUUGUGUACGGAGCAGGAAUCCGCCUGGCUGUUCGUGAGAAGUAUGCGAUCGUCGGCAACAUGGUAGAGGACUUCUUCGCUGUGAUGCUGCUGUACCCGUUGGCUGCCAUGCAGAUGGACGAGCAGUUGGAUAACUCCAAGACUUCCAGUGAGAGCACCAUUGAUUCUGGGAGCUCUGCGGAGGACGAGAGCGCGCCACUUGGGCACAAGACUCCUCAUUUGUGCAUUCAUGUGAAUGAUUCUGGGAGAAGCUCUAUGGCAGAGGAAGCUGUAUAACAAAGAGUGGAGAAGGCCUGUGUAAAUAAGGACUAGAAGCUCGGCUUGACUUGGAUAGUGGGCCAUGAUAGCACUCUCUAGCUCCUAACAUAAGAUAUGUCUGGUUUACACCACUUGAAUACAUAGACUUUGUAGAUGGCCUAGGUUCACUGUAUGCCCCACUUAGUGUAUCAGUACAGGAUGGACGAGAUUCCACAUUGCUAUCGCUUCUCUCCUCCCCCAGGCCUCUGGCCGUGCCUUUACAGGCUACACAUAUGGAGAAAACGUUUUCGUUUAAGGGACUGGUACCGAGGACUCUUUCUUUUCAGAUACUUUCUCCAUUGACCAGAGAUGGUCACAGUCACUUUUUUUUCUUCUGAUUACAAGUCAUAAAGUUUACGAAGCACCUGCGGUACGGUAACCUUAAAAAAUAACAAGAAUCAUGCACAUUUUCCAAAUAAGGAAAAUAUUAGUUUCCUUAUAUGAAAGUGACCGCGUUUGGCAAAAACGACAAUUUUUGGCAGAAUUUUCUUGGUAUGCAAACACUACACUACAGUGCCUAUUAACCAACCUCAAGACGAGGCUCUCUGCUAAAAUUACAUUAGAUCUGGAAUUAGAAACGAAGCCUCGACUUCAUGCUUAAGUUUGUAAGCAUUGGGGCGUGUAUCGAACCUGGAUGGGUGUAGCUAGUGAGAUCGUCAUUGCUUUCGCUGGUUUAUUUGCAUGAUUAAUACCCAUGAAGCACCGCGGGCUACGCAGAUUCUCAUCUUUAUUGGUACAUACUGUAUGUUUCUGGUCUACUGACUAGUCAGCUAAUACUUGUAAGAGGGUUUUAAGCAGGGAUAAUGGCAACGACUGCAAAGACGCGGCAAAAAUAUGUGCUCUAUCGAUAACUAGAGUUUUCAAAAAUAAUAAUAAUUUAUUUAAAAAAGCAAUUUAAAUGUUUAUAAAUGUUGAUUCAAAUUGCAAGGAUUAUAAAAGUUUAUAUUUGUAACGUUAAAUUUAGUUUGUAUGUAUAAAUUAUUUUGUAUAUUCGUAUAUACGUUAUAUUUAAUUUGUAUGUUAUUUAUUUUGCAUAUUCACCAAGAUCUAUCUUUAUAUAUAACGAUUGCGUGACUUAACCCUGUCACAAAACGAUCUAUCGCACUACUCGUAGGUUUUCUAAGUAUUUUGUAGUAAACUCAAAA
This is a messenger RNA of Nematostella vectensis (starlet sea anemone), 3455 nucleotides long. RefSeq names its product glycine betaine transporter 1. Gene Ontology annotation, molecular function: transmembrane transporter activity. Gene Ontology annotation, cellular component: plasma membrane. Lineage: Eukaryota; Metazoa; Cnidaria; Anthozoa; Actiniaria; Edwardsiidae. Bases 73 to 2289 code for a protein of 738 amino acids. Gene Ontology annotation, biological process: nitrogen compound transport. The transcript has 3 exons. The record is from RefSeq and is a predicted model, not a curated record.